UUUUUUUUUUGUAUAUGUGAUUUGAACCUUUUGUGUCGCAUACAAGGCCACUAAAAAGAAAGAAAUAAAAAGCUAGAGUGGGACAGAAAUAAUUACAGAAUGUGGCGCGGUGGGCAUCUUUAAGGUACAGAGUUUAACUUUUUUGUUUCCUUUUUUUUUUCUUCUUCUUCUCUUUGUUUGUUCUAUUUUAUGAUUUCUUCUUUUAUCAAGUGAUGAUCCAUCCAUUCAGUUUACUGGUUUUCAUCAUCACUUUAUGUUUUAUUUGUGUGCAAAGUGAUUCGUUACCUCCAUUGUAUAAACAUGGAUGCGUGAUUUUGGCCAAUCAAAAGAUAUAUUGUUAUGGAGGUGCUAAUCGUCAAGGAAAUGCAGGUUUCUCAAAUCAAACUUUAUCAUGGUUCGAUAGUGAAAUUUACAAUCAUCAUGUCUAUCUUGAUGUUUCCAAACCAUUGAACGUAUCUUCUGCCAAUACACAAUGGCAACCUAUUCCGCCACCCAGCAACAAUUUUCAACUGGAACCACGUUCUGAUUUUGCCAUGGUCAAUCAUAACGAUACAGGAUACACCAUCAUUGGUGGUUCUGGACCUUCCACCAAUCAUGGCGAUCAGAGCCUUAUCAAUAUCACUACAACCUAUGAUUCAAUUUUGAAUGCUUGGAAAACCAUCAAACCUUCAAACACAUCUGCACCCACAUGGAACAUGUCGAUGGAAGUGCAAACGUUUGGUGUUCGGGCCGUCAAGGUGAAUAGCACUCAAUUCUUUAUCGCUGGCGGCGUUCCCCCUAAUAACAAUACUAUCAUUGAAGCAAACACCACUUAUGUCGAGGAUCCCAAUUGGGGUACCAUGAAUGUCUUUACUGAUCCUAUUACAAGCGGCGGCAACCUGUUUCCUGAAACUUCGCGUAUCUACCGGCCUGCUUUAGCUACAAGUAGGGAUGGCAAUGUCUAUAUCUUUGGUGGAGCUCAACCAUUCAAUGUCACAGACAAUCGUGAUUAUAUGACUCUCAGAGAAUAUUAUGUCUUCGAUGAUACAAUAGUAUGGUAUCCAUUCAAAAACCAAUCAUUCAACACCGUCAAGGCCAGCAAUCCAGAUAGUGUUCCCACUCCUCGAGAACUUCAUACAGCUACUAGCAUUCCUAAUACAAGCACAAUGCUUCUUUAUGGUGGUGUCCUUAGCGAUGGAGCCAGUCGUGAUUUUUGUUAUACCUAUGAUACUGCGUCUGGAAUUUGGACUAUAGCCAACUUUACGAAUGGUGAUGGCGCUGGACGUCGAUAUGGUCAUCAAGUGGUGAUGGUGGGCAAUGACUUGCUUUACAUUAUUGGAGGUAUCGAUAUUACCAACACUGUCCAAAACGAUGUACAUAUCUUGAAUGUCACCAGUAUGACUUGGCUAAAUGGAUCCUAUACCAAUACUUACGAUCAAAUGAACGGUAUCUCUUCUUCAUCUGACGACAACAGCAAUAAUAAUAAUGGAAAUGGAUCAUCAUCUCUUAGUGGAGGCGCUAUUGCUGGUAUUGUUAUUGGAUGUGUUGCUGCUUUGGCUCUAGGUACCGCGGCUGCUGUGAUCUUUUAUAUGCAACGCAAAAGGAAGGAAUUGUUGGCAUCUGGUGCUGCUCCUGCUGGCUUUGCUCCCACGACACCCUCGACGACAAAGAAUACAAAGGAAUACAACACGACAAAUACUCCUGGAUCCCCAAUCAAUGAUGGCUCCACCACUCUUUAUUCAUCAAAUCCUGCUGAAGGCACAUCUGGUCACGUUCCUACUCCUGGCACCAUAAAACCGAGCAUAUAGUAGCUUCUGCCACCUCUACGUUGUAUUUUUUUUUAUAUACCUACCGUCUAUUUUACACCAUCAAUUUUCUUUAUUCCCUUUUUUUUAUAUUUUAAUAAAUAAAAAUAGUCUAUCUAUUCUAACAUAGUCUAUCUAUUCUAACAAUUGGUUACGGGCUGGUGACAGAGAAAGGAUCGUUGAUUAUGGAUGAAAAAUUUGAUAUUCCUGAAC
This is a messenger RNA of Halteromyces radiatus, 1997 nucleotides long. RefSeq lists its product as uncharacterized. The record is from RefSeq and is a predicted model, not a curated record. Gene Ontology annotation, molecular function: protein binding. The coding region runs from base 213 to 1787 and encodes 524 amino acids. The transcript has 8 exons. NCBI's taxonomy places the organism in Eukaryota, Fungi, Mucoromycota, Mucoromycetes, Mucorales, Cunninghamellaceae.